This is a messenger RNA of Ceratosolen solmsi marchali, 2857 nucleotides long. It is a transcript of the gene FIG4, whose product is annotated as polyphosphoinositide phosphatase FIG4. The record is from RefSeq and is a predicted model, not a curated record. Gene Ontology annotation, biological process: phosphatidylinositol dephosphorylation. Gene Ontology annotation, molecular function: phosphatidylinositol-3,5-bisphosphate 5-phosphatase activity. The coding region runs from base 82 to 2826 and encodes 914 amino acids. The transcript has 13 exons. Lineage: Eukaryota; Metazoa; Arthropoda; Insecta; Hymenoptera; Agaonidae. Gene Ontology annotation, cellular component: intracellular membrane-bounded organelle.
AGAAAAAAUAUAAUAUUUCAUCCUAUUAUUUCGUCGAUACAAAAAAUAGCUUUGUACGAAACAAAAUCCCAUUUUUAUCUCAUGGGAUCUAAUAAUACUUUGACCCGAUUUCGAGUAUUAAAAAUUGAUCGAAUGGAACCACGUGAAUUAAUUCUUAUGGAUGAUAAAAUUGAAUACACACAGGAUGAAAUUAGAGAUCUUGUAAAAAUGAUAGAUAUGGGAAAUCGAAAUAAAGCCAAUCAACGUGGUAAUGCUAGUGGAGUAACUAAAGUUGUUUCUGCUUUUGGUAUAAUUGGUUUUAUAUGCUUUUUAGAAGGCUAUUAUAUUAUUCUUGUAACAAAGAGAAGAAGAAUUGCAAUAAUUGGAAAUCAUACAAUAUAUAAAAUAGAAGAUACUUCAAUGAUUUAUAUUCCAAAUGAUUCAGUAAGAUUUUUUCAUCCAGAUGAACAAAGAUAUGUUAAGAUGUUUCAAAGUAUUGAUUUAAGUAGUAAUUUUUACUUUAGUUAUUCCUAUGACUUAACCCAUACAUUACAAAGUAAUAUGGCUUUACCAAAACAUGUUCAUACUGAAAUAUCUGCAGCCAAUAUCAAUAAUGAAUUAAAUUAUCAAAAUCAUAAUUCAGAUUGUUUUAAAAUGUGGAAAUUUUAUAAUUUUCAGAAAAAUAGAUAUGGUGAAAAAAUUGUAAAUUAUGGAAUACGUACUAACCCUCAUAGACGUUAUAUUUGGAAUUCUCAUUUAUUAUCUUCGAUUGAAAAAAAUUUACAUCGAGAUUGGAUAUUACAUAUAAUUCAUGGUUUUGUAGGUCAAUCAAAUGUUAGUGUAUUUGGAAGAUCAAUAUAUAUUACAAUUAUAGCGAGACGUAGCAGUAAAUAUGCUGGCACAAGAUUUCUUAAACGAGGUGCUAAUUUUGAAGGAGAUGUUGCCAAUGAAGUCGAAACUGAACAAAUAGUACAUGAUUCAAAUGUCAGUUCAUUAAAAAAUGGACAUUUUAGUUCUUUUGUUCAAAUGAGAGGUUCAGUACCUGGUCAUUGGAGUCAAGAUAUUAGUAAAAUGGUUCCAAAACCAACUAUUACAAUUGAUUUAUGUGAUCCAUUUGUAGAAACUGCAGGAGCUCAUUUCAAUGAACUUUUUAAACGAUAUGGUUCCCCAAUCAUUAUAUUAAAUCUUGUUAAAAAAAGAGAAAAAAAAAAGCAUGAAAGUACUCUGAGCGAAGAAAUGAAUAUAGCUGUAAAAUAUUUAAAUCAAUUUCUACCAUCUGAACAUAAUAUUCAAUAUAUCAGUUUUGAUAUGGCACGAAAAAAUAAAGGAAGAAAAACUAAUGUUAUGGAACAACUAGCUACUAUUGCAAAUAAUGCUGUACUGAAAACUGGAAUAUUUCAGUCUCUAUAUUUAUCUUAUAAUAAAAAUCAUAUAUUUAAUACAAAAAAAUUACACAAAUUAAAAGUUGAUUCAAGUUUAUUUUUAUUAAAUGAUUUUAGUGAUAUAUUUGAGAGUACAAACUUAUCAAUGACUUUUAAUGAUUCAUUUAAUUAUUGUUUAAUAAAUGAUGAAGUUAAGCAAUAUUUUAUAAAGAAAGGAUCUUUACAAACGGGAAUUAUAAGAACUAAUUGUGUUGAUUGUUUGGAUCGUACAAAUACUGCUCAAUUUUCGAUUGGAAAAUGCGCUUUGGGUUAUCAACUAUAUGCUUUAGGAAUUUUAAAUUCACCAAAACUUGAAUUUGAUACAGACUGUGUUCGCAUGCUAGAGGAACUUUAUGAAGAUCAUGGUGAUACUUUAGCUCUUCAGUAUGGAGGUUCACAAUUAGUUCACAGAAUUAAGACUUAUAGAAAAACUGCCCCAUGGACCAGUCAAGGAAAUGAUAUAAUGCAAACAUUAAGCAGAUAUUAUAGUAACACAUUUAGUGAUCAAGAAAAACAACAGACUAUUAAUUUAUUUUUAGGAUUAUUUAUCCCAGAAGAAGGUAAGCCUCCAAUUUGGGAACUAUUAACGGAUUAUUAUAUACAUCACAAACCAGCUUGUAGAUAUGUUAAAAAAUCAAAAAUUUUAACACAAUGGUGGGAUAAAAAUGUGUUAAAAUGUCUACCAUAUUCUUUUUUUGAAGUAACGAAAACGUGUACGGAAAUAAUACAAGUACAAUGCAAUCAAGAAGAGAUAAUUGAUAUUUAUUAUGAUUAUUAUAGGCCUUUUGAAUUGUCACUACUAACUGAAGUUUAUUCAUAUCAAGUUAGUCAUUCUGUAAGAGACUUCAUGCCUCAUUUCACAACAAAUUUCAGUCCUUUUGUUGUUAGAGUUAGACCAGGCAGAAGAAGAGAGGAAUCUACUAAUAAAAAUGUAAAUAUAAAAAAUCCUUCAUUAACAGGACAUAGUGGUACAAGUAGCACAGCAUCUAGUACUAGUUCAAGUCUUAGUUCUAGUUCGGAUGAUAAUGAGUCUCAGUGUAUAAAUAAUUCGAAAAUAUUAGUUUCAAAAUACAACACAGAAAUAUCGUUCAAAACACUUUUUCCAUCUAUGAGAAAAGUUUAUGGUGCCCAACCUGAUUAUCCAAAAAGAACUGACACUCUUACAUACAAAAGGUUUGUGUUGAUAGGCAAAAAUGCUACUUAUAAAUUGGAUUCAAAAUUUCAAUAUAAAUUUUUGCCUUGUAUUGAAUAUAAAAAUGUUGAACAAUUUACUAUUACAACAAAUACUAUUAAUAUUUAUGAAGAUUAUUUAAAGAAAUCAAAGUAUGGUGGAUCAAUACCAAAUUCUAAUGAUCUGAAUUUAUAUGAACAGUAUUCACAUCAACAACAACUUCAUCUUGGAGUUUUACAUCCAGAUUUACCAUAAUUUAAAUUUAAAAAUAUAAUUGUAUCAUUAU